AUGAACGUUCCUCAAGAGAUUUGUAAUCUGGUAAGUGCAGCAUCGAGUCAAUAUCUUAUACGAUUUAUGCUAACGCCUCAGAUUACGUAUUAUGUCGACGACGGACUGGUACCGGAAGACUCUCUAGGCCCGCAUACUUGGCUACAAAUGGAGCACAACAGCGAUGAGUCGCUGCGAAGUCUCGAACUUACGAGCAAAGCUUUCUACCGUGCCAUUUGCCCGUGUUUCCAACGAAAGAUUAGUGUCACAUCCAGAGGUAGUCUCGGGCUUCUAAACAAGGCUUCCCAAAGUCCCACAAUCGCAAACUACGUAGAGAUCUUGGACAUACGCGUAUACGACGAUUUAUUUAGCGAUCAGAAUACCGAUUUUGCCAUGUACAUCAACGACCUUUCCAACCUCGUCGGCUUCAUCGGACGUUUUCAGAAUCUUCGCGCGCUUGCGCUCUCUUAUAGACGGCUGUGUAAAGAUCAUGGGCGUGACUUCAUGGUAGGAAAGGUUCUCGCACGCAUCAUUGGUGUCGCCCUUCGAGAUUGGCCUAAUCUUAAGCUCAAUGAGCUUGUGUUGGACAUGCCCGUGAAUACAAACUUCUGGAUCCUGUUUGAUGACUUUCUACCUUCGAAGGCUGAUAUCAAAAUUGAUACACAGUCAAGUCAUACAGAUUGUUUGAGUAUUAUUCAACAUUUGAGAGUCCAAGUGCGAGAAGACGGUCUGAUAUUAGUGGAAGAAGAAAUGCCCUUGGACAGCAAUCCAGUUCUAUCGCAUGCAGAGUACUGUCUUUCCAUGCUGAUUAAUCAACUAUCAAACCUUGAUUCUUUGUGUAUCAACUGCGACUCCAUACUCAGCAUUUACAUACCUGAUGGAGAACGCAUGCAAAACUUACAGGUUUUGGAUUUGACUCGUGUCCGCCUAUCCACUCGGAGUCUGAGGCAUUUCACGAUCUUUAAAGAUGACCAAAGGCUACGAUCUGUCAGUCUCGAAGAGGUGCAGUUGGAUGUAUCGCGCUCGAGACGAUCCACUGCAGGUUGGUCUUUCGUUUUUCAAAGUUUGGUUUCUUCACCACACCUUGGCCACCUCGUUGUAGAAUCUUGCGGUACUUACACACAAGAGUCCGGCGUCUCUAUCGGGUUUAUAUCGUCAUCGGAUGCCUCCCCGUACCGAAAAGGUGACGGCUUUAAAGAACUUGAUCUGCUACUGCGCCAUGUAGCAAGAGUACGUCGCAAAGCAAAGGAGUCCGAGCAACAAAAGAGGCGCGAGAUGGAAGCUUUUCCGACGAGCCUGACUUCUCCUUCCGACACUAUACCUGGCAAUUGGUUUGCGAAACAAAGCGAAGAGAUGCUGUAA
Bacidia gigantensis is the source of this 1341-nucleotide messenger RNA. RefSeq lists its product as uncharacterized. Bases 1 to 1341 code for a protein of 446 amino acids. The record is from RefSeq and is a predicted model, not a curated record. The transcript has a single exon. NCBI's taxonomy places the organism in Eukaryota, Fungi, Ascomycota, Lecanoromycetes, Lecanorales, Ramalinaceae.